AUGACCGGUCAUCAUAUUUACCGUUAUGAUAGCGUUACUCCGUAUGUAGAUGUUUAUAAUACGAUUCCUUCUAUGCCUAAAGGCAUGUGCAACAUCAAGGUUUACAUUGGUAUUGCUAUACUAGGCAUGAUCGCUGGAUAUAGUGCUGCUCUAUGCUUCGGAAUUCAAUACCAUAACUAUUCUGCCACAACUAUGGCUUUCAUAUCCGGAGUAGGUGCAACGGUAUUACUUUAUAUGCACUUGGCAUAUAAAAAUGGGAAGAUGAUUGACUGGCCGAGGGCUCGAUUUACAUGCUAUCUCUGGGGAGGAUGGGUAAUGUUCGUUAUAUCAAUGAUCGGAUUGAUCGCUUGCCUCGUAUAUGCUGGAGUUCAUCACCAAACCCUGACAUCAGAAGGCCUACAAGGCGAGAAUUUCUGGCUUACAUCGGUUUGGUUCUUUAUGUUAGCGAAAUGGACAGCAAUGAUAGGAGUAUUCGCUAAACGUUAUCAUAGCCUAACGCUUCUUCCUCUGUCGAAAUCUCCUCCAAUACCAUUGGAAACACCGGAAAUAGUCAAGGAAAAGCCGAAUUUUUAAAUUGUAGCUAGAUUUAAUUCACAGGCCUCGUGGUCAAAACAUUUACAUGUACAAGCUUUGUAGGUGUCAUAUUCUUUGGCAGGUUGCAUACGCUUUCAAACGAUCUCAUUUGUGCCUAGCAAAGGCGUCGAAUAAAUUUUUAUAAA
Molecule: messenger RNA, 719 nt
Organism: Cylicocyclus nassatus
Lineage: Eukaryota; Metazoa; Nematoda; Chromadorea; Rhabditida; Strongylidae
Source: the annotation of a GenBank genome assembly